GUACGUUUACAAACUGUCAUCUCUAAAUCGUAACUAAAUUUCAGUAACAAAUUUGGAGAGGUUUUAAACAACCCAAAAAAAAAAAUGGCCUGCAAACAGUUGAUGAAUCGUGCUAGCUCCCUAGGACGCUGCAACCAGAACAAGCUGAUGCCGCUGGCCAGCAUGCGCUGGUCCAGCACACGCAGCGACAUCGAGAAAGUCACACACACGGGCCAGGUAUUCGAUAAGGACGACUAUCGCAAUGUGCGCUUCACAAAUGCCAAGCGCUAUGUGAAUGAGAACUGGGGCAUCAAGCUAAUCGACGAGAUUCCACCCAAAGAGUGCGAAGAGCGCGUUGUUUACUGCGACGGAGGCAACGGUCCGCUUGGCCAUCCAAAAGUCUACAUUAAUCUGGAUAAACCCGGCAAUCACAGCUGCGGCUAUUGCGGCCUGCGUUUCGUGAAGAAGGAGCAUCAUUAAAAUCAUUCUUUGGUUCUUAAAGAAAGCUCUUGUUACUAGUUGAAUAUAUAUAAAUAUACAAAAAACGAAACAACUUAUAAAUACCAA
Drosophila arizonae is the source of this 546-nucleotide messenger RNA. It is a transcript of the gene ND-13A, whose product is annotated as NADH dehydrogenase (ubiquinone) 13 kDa A subunit. Gene Ontology annotation, biological process: mitochondrial electron transport, NADH to ubiquinone. NCBI's taxonomy places the organism in Eukaryota, Metazoa, Arthropoda, Insecta, Diptera, Drosophilidae. Gene Ontology annotation, cellular component: respiratory chain complex I. The record is from RefSeq and is a predicted model, not a curated record.